Messenger RNA from Sorghum bicolor (sorghum), 1618 nucleotides. RefSeq names its product translation initiation factor IF3-4, chloroplastic. Gene Ontology annotation, biological process: translational initiation; ribosome disassembly. The transcript is spliced from 10 exons. Lineage: Eukaryota; Viridiplantae; Streptophyta; Magnoliopsida; Poales; Poaceae. The coding region runs from base 112 to 1056 and encodes 314 amino acids. Gene Ontology annotation, molecular function: translation initiation factor activity; ribosome binding. The record is from RefSeq and is a predicted model, not a curated record.
CCUCCUCACUCCACUCCACUCGUUUCUUUCGCUUCCGGCGGCAAAACCCCCGAACCAGAUAAGGCCUGCCGCCGUGCCCGUGCCCGUGCCCGUGCCCGACCACCGCCGGCCAUGGUCGGCGUCGCCGCAGGCUUCGCCCUCGCGCCGGCUGUGUCCCGCGUGCCUUGCCGUCCCGGCGCUGCCUUCCACGCCCCGGGCCCCUCCUCGUCGGCGCGGUUCCCGGCGAGGCCGUGGGCGCGGGCGCCGCCGGCGAGGCUCGUGGUGGUCGCGCGGUACUCGCCCUCGUAUGAGGGCGAGGAGGAGGAGGAGGAGGAUGAGGAAGGCCUCGGCGGCGGCGGGGGCUGGGGGAGAAGGGACCGCGGGCCCGACCCUGACUACGACCCCGCCCUUGACAUUGAACGCAUCGAGUCAUCGACUGUAAGGCUCUUGGAUGAACAGAAAAGAAUGGUUGGUGUAGUAUCUGUAAGUGAGGCAGUUAAAAUUGCAGACGAUAACGAUCUUAUACUGGCAAUAUUAUCAUUAGAUGGAGAUCCCCCAGUACUUCGACUCUUUGAGGAGAGAGAUUACAAAAAACAUAGGUAUGAACAACAGAAGAAGAAAAAGAUUCAGCAGAAGAGAUCUGUCGCGAAACGCAUGGGCUUGAAGGAGUUGAAAAUGGGAUACAACAUUGACAUCCAUGAUUACAGCGUGAGGCUUAAAGCUGCAAAAAAGUUUCUUAAAGCUGGAGACAAGGUUAAGAUAAUUGUGAACUUGAAAGGACGGGAAAACUUGUAUAAAAAAGAAGCUAUCGAACUUCUUAGAAGAUUCCAAAAUGAUGUUGGUGAGCUAGCGACAGAAGAAAGUAAAAAUUUCGCGGAGAGGAAUAUAUAUUUGGUUCUAGUUCCCAAUAAGAUAGCUAUACAGAAAGAACAGGAUGAAUUGAACAAAAAGGGUACCGUGAAAGAAGAGAGAGACCAAUCAGACAGUGAUGAACCAGAAGAGGACAGUGAUGAACCUCUGACACAACUGCUGGAGGAAAGUAUGGAGCCUGAGGCAGAAGUCUCAGCAAAUGUUUGAUUUGAACUCUAAAGGCCAAGGUGCCUUGCUCAGAUUGAAACAGUAUCACGCAGGUACAGUUGCUGUAGAAUUGCAGUUCUCGUAAAUACAAGGCUGGUGCUGUUGUAGAACAAUUAUUAUCUGUUAAACUUCAUCUGCACAGGCAAUUUGUUAGGCGCCAAGGCGUCUGACAAAUAAGGCUUGAUGGUGUCCUCCAAAGGUCCAACAUAUUAGCAUUGAAGGAUGAUACCUGGCCACCAGGGAACUAGAAAUCCCCACGCCUUGCACAAAUGGAUUGCGACAAAGAGGUUGGAUCUGGAACCAAUAAUAAAGUAAUUGAUAGCAAAGACAUUUUGAUACUAUCGCCAAGCGCGGUGGGCUUGCAGUUGGCACUUAUUUUUUGUUUUUGCCUCAUUCCAAUCGUUUUUUUUUUCUUUAACUUCUUGUAGAGGAGAAAGCCGAAAUGUAUCUAUUUGACAAGUACACAUGUUAUUGCGAGUUUUAGACCUUCGCCUGUAAGAGGCUAGCAUGUGUUCUGGAAGAGUUGUCUGUAUAAAAAAAAGUUUAUCUUUCUUUUACCACC